CGUCAGCUUGACUCGUGUCCAGUAGGUUUCUACGGCUUCUCGUUGUCGUGUGUUGUGUGACAAGGUGUCUUUGUCCUCAGAGGAUACCUCUACCUGUCCUCCAGGUGAGGACGCAGCAUGGACAAAGUGAGGAGGGUCCUGGUCCACGUCUGUAAGGACCAAUCAGCUCCUCAGCGAGCUCAGUUUGUCCAGAGUGUGACGGGUCACUUCAGUGACGGAGGAGACGACGAGGUGGAGGUGAGCUGCUCUUUGGAGAGGAAACAGUUCGUCCUUUUCAGAGGAGACGGAAGACGGGGGACGCCUCUGAAGAGGCCCGCCUUCUGUCCCAUCAAACACCUGUCAGUCUCGCAGUCGGCCGCGAUCCCAUUGGACGUUCAGCGGCGUGGCGUUGACGUGGGCGUGGCCAUCAUCCUGCAGACGGCCAAUCGGAGGGUGCUGUUGACACGGCGGGCGAAGGAACUUCGCAUUUUUCCCAACGUCUGGGUCCCUCCAGGCGGCCAUCUUGAGCCAGAGGAGACGCUGCUGGAAGCCGGCCUCCGGGAGCUGAAGGAGGAGACUGGACUGGACCUGGAACCGGAGGGAGUGUCUCCAAAGAUACUGGGACUCUGGGAGUCGGUGUAUCCUCCCAUGCUGUCCAGAGGUCUCCCUCAGAGACAUCACAUCGUGGUCUACAUGCUGCUGCUCUCUCGUCUGUCUCACCUGCAGCUUCAGGCGUCUCUGAGGCCGUCCCCCGCUGAGGUCAGCGCCUGUUUGUGGGCCGACAGGCAGCUGGUGGGGGCCGUGGUGUCCUCAGUGGACGCAGAGGACGGACACGUCCCACUGCACCACCUGCAGGGCAGUGUCAGUGUGUCUCAGGUCUUCUCCGAUGGAGCUCUGAGCGAGGCCGCUCUGCCUCUGGAGGUUCUGCUGGGCCGGGCGCCGGCCUGCGGGCCGGACGUGGAGCGAGUUAGCACCGGGACCAAGUUUGCUCUGGAGCUGUGGCUGAAGAGCCUGGAGGACCUCCGACCUCUGACCCCUCCUGAGAAGAUGCUGUAACCCCGGCGGCCUCCAGCAGGAAGGGGCAGGAACACUUUGGAGCUUCACUGGUUUUAUUAGGAUUCAUAGUUUGCAAAAUAAAAGCUCACAUUGUGUUCAUA
Gasterosteus aculeatus aculeatus (three-spined stickleback) is the source of this 1136-nucleotide messenger RNA. RefSeq names its product nudix (nucleoside diphosphate linked moiety X)-type motif 17 (gene nudt17). Gene Ontology annotation, molecular function: NADH pyrophosphatase activity. The record is from RefSeq and is a predicted model, not a curated record. Lineage: Eukaryota; Metazoa; Chordata; Actinopteri; Perciformes; Gasterosteidae. Gene Ontology annotation, biological process: NAD+ catabolic process; NADP+ catabolic process. Gene Ontology annotation, cellular component: peroxisome; cytosol.